AUGGGCAUCAGCAUCAUCCGCUCCCUGGCCGCAGUCCUCCUGCUAGCCGGCGCCCAAGCCGCCCCAGCAGACGCCGCGCCCUCGCUGGUCGAGCGCGCCGUCUCCUUCCGCGACGACUUCAAUACCUUCAACACCGCCAACUGGCGCUGCGAGUACACCUGCCCCGUCAUCGAAACCGGCAAGGCCCGGUUCCGUCUCAAGUCUGGCGUGCUUCCCAACCGCGAGGGAAGCUGGUCCAAGGCUCGAUACACGGGCAAGCGCUUCACCUCUGGAAAGUUCACUGUCUCUUUCUCCCUCACGGAGCGUCCUAAGGAACCUGUUUGGUGGGGCGUUGCUCUCUGGGAUGAUGGUGUUGACGGCAAGUUCAAUGAGAUCAACUUUGGCUACACGACCAACGGCCAGACAUACUCCGAUACUCAACUGCGCUUCGAGAGCGCCAAGGAGGGUGUUGACGACUUCCGCAAGAUCGACACAGGCGUAGACCUGUACGACGGAGAGUACCACACCGCCACCCUCGAGUACGACGCCAACCACGUUGCGUUCUACUUUGACGGCAAGAAGGUUGGAGAGAUUACCGACAAGAAGUUUGUUCCUACUGCUCCUAUGGAUUUCCUGCUUGGUCCUCGUCUUGUUGAGGGUGCUGGUUUGGCCAAGGGAUUUACUGAGUCUAUUGACUGGGUUGAGAUUGAGGGUUAA
This is a messenger RNA of Fusarium keratoplasticum, 696 nucleotides long. RefSeq lists its product as uncharacterized. The record is from RefSeq and is a predicted model, not a curated record. Gene Ontology annotation, molecular function: hydrolase activity, hydrolyzing O-glycosyl compounds. The coding region runs from base 1 to 696 and encodes 231 amino acids. NCBI's taxonomy places the organism in Eukaryota, Fungi, Ascomycota, Sordariomycetes, Hypocreales, Nectriaceae. The transcript has a single exon. Gene Ontology annotation, biological process: carbohydrate metabolic process.